CCCAUUGCAGCAGUGCCCAAGAAGCUGCCAUGUACUUAUCACCCUCUCUGAUGCUCGUGAUUUUCCUUGGCCUCCUGCCGCAUCAUGGAUUGGGAGGGCAACCAGUGACUACAACCGAUCCAAGAAACCAUAUUGAAAAUUCCAUCUCGGAUUCCAGCCUCGCUUCUCUCCGCACUUUGCUCACUUCCAUCUCUUCUAAUUCCACCCAGCUGCCUGAAAAGGUUUCUUGCAGCGACUUAAUGCCAGAUACCUUUGAACAUUUUGACAGCGUGCCUCGACCAGCCCAGAUUAUGAUUCAAGCUAUCCUCGUGCUUGCCUUGCAAAAUGCAGGCUGCAGCCACCAUGCCGAAAUGCUUGGGCUAGGGCUGUACCAGCAACUGGGGCAGAAAGAUGCUAGUGGUCUCUUGUUGACAAUGAUAAAGAUCCUGGACACAGCUAAACCUACAGCUAAACCUACAAGCUUUGCUGCCCUACAGUUCAAUUUGGACCAGUUAGCCCAGAAAGAAGCCUCACAUUGCCAAGGCCUGAUACAAGUCAAUAGAGCUCUCCUGCAUGGCAAGGUGUACCGUGAAUAUAAGUGGUUUCCAACAGCUGCUGCAGCCUGUCACCAUUUGGGGAAUGUUUGUGGAGGAGUUAUCACCAAUGGCAGCAGUCCCUUCCAAGUGGUGCUUAGAAAUGGCAGCUACUUCUGGCCAGAGCAAGGUUCUCAUUCCUGGCUUCAUCAGUGCCCAAUGCAGGCACGCAUGCGACGUUCAUCACCAGAACACUGUGUAAAUGUGAUAGAACAAAAGGUUCACAAACUUUUGGGGUUCAUACCUGGAGUCAGCACUCUAUAUAACUUCGCAACCAGCAUAUACUACUAUACUCAAGACUGCAUUGACUUGGCCAAGAAGCGUGCUCAAGAUGGGGCCAUAGACCUGGGUUUUGAUACCUUGGUUGCUCUCUCUGGGGGGGUUGGUACUCCCUUUAGGAUGGGGGUUGCUAUGGCACUGAAACAAGUGUUCAGAAAAGGUGUAGAGGCUGUAAUUUUAGAUUUUCAAAAGGAAGAGGAGCCACCGUGUCCGGUCCCCACCAACGUCUGUGCUGCAAACAUCAAAACCUAA
This is a messenger RNA of Notechis scutatus (mainland tiger snake), 1103 nucleotides long. NCBI's taxonomy places the organism in Eukaryota, Metazoa, Chordata, Lepidosauria, Squamata, Elapidae. The record is from RefSeq and is a predicted model, not a curated record.